Messenger RNA from Chanos chanos (milkfish), 1074 nucleotides. RefSeq names its product testis expressed 9 (gene tex9). The transcript has 10 exons. Lineage: Eukaryota; Metazoa; Chordata; Actinopteri; Gonorynchiformes; Chanidae. Bases 1 to 1074 code for a protein of 357 amino acids. The record is from RefSeq and is a predicted model, not a curated record.
AUGGCUGACUGCCGACCGGUCUCUGCUUCUCACGGGGUCAAGAAACUCUGUUCGCUUGACCCUGAGAGAUCACAAGGGCACAGACCUAAAAACCGUGCUUCUUCUGCUCCUUCAAAGAAACCAUCGGAAAUGGAUAUCUUCGCUCAAGAAGAGGAAUACAAACGUCUCAACGCAGAGUUGGAAGCAAAAACCGCUGAACUGGUGCGACAAGCAGAACAAGUCAUGAGAGAGCAAAAUGAAGUGUUGUCAAAGCCAGUGACUUCUCACAUCAGCAUUGAUAUUGAAGAUGAUCUAGAGGAUUUGGGGAAAGCAAAACCUACAGCAGUCGCUGAUUUUGCUCUCCCCGAGGACUUUGCAGGUUUCUCUUUGGCUAAAACGAUUAGCGAACUAGAGGGUCAAGUGGAUGAUGUUACGCUUGAACAUUUGGAAGAUGAUGUCAUGCCGAGCGUUGGGAAUGAAAUGAGCUCAGAGGCUCAGAUUCGUUUUUUGAAGGCUAAACUUCGAGUGAUGCAGGAGGAGUUUAACAGGAUCUCUCAUGAAUGCAACAAGAAGGAUGAUGAAAAUAUCACAUUAAGCACCAAAUUAAAGGAGGCAGAGGAAGAUCGCACCAGGCUUCAGCGAACCGUCAAUAUUCAGCAGACUCAGAUGGACAAACACAGAGGUCUAGCUGAAGAAUCCAACAGAAAAUGUGAUGGUUUACAGCAGCAGGUUACUGCUCUGCAGAAGGAGAUCGAUGGUCUCAAAAGAGCUAACAAACUGGCAGCAAACGCCCACAGUGCCACAGAAGUCAGGCUGAACAGAGCUCUGGAGGAAGCGGAGAAGACCAAGACACAGCUCAACAAGAUUAGGCAGAGCAGCAAGGAUGCUUCCAACCAAGAGCAGCAGACAAUGGAACUUUUGCGAGCUGAGAACAAGAAACUCGAAAAACAAAAGGCAGAGCUGAUCAUGGGUUUUAAGAAGCAACUUAAAUUAAUUGAUAUAUUAAAAAGACAAAAGAUGCAUUUUGAAGCAGCUAAAUUGUUGUCUUUCACUGAAGAGGAAUUCAUGAAAGCUCUUGAUUGGGGGAAGUCAUAG